Aspergillus chevalieri is the source of this 369-nucleotide messenger RNA. RefSeq lists its product as uncharacterized. The record is from RefSeq and is a predicted model, not a curated record. NCBI's taxonomy places the organism in Eukaryota, Fungi, Ascomycota, Eurotiomycetes, Eurotiales, Aspergillaceae. Gene Ontology annotation, cellular component: cytosol. The transcript has 2 exons. Gene Ontology annotation, molecular function: peroxidase activity; heme binding. The coding region runs from base 1 to 369 and encodes 122 amino acids.
AUGCGCCGCGGCAUCCCGUACGGGGCCGAAGCAACAGAUGAAGAGCUGGCUCAGAAGAAGACAAUUAUGGACCGUGGCCUUCUAUUCGCCUGUUACCAGAUUAGCCUCAGAGCUGGGUUCGAGUUUAUUACCAACGGUAUGUUCAAUAACGAUUAUUUCCCACCCAGGACUCCUGUGCAACCUGGAGCCGAUUCCAUAAUGACGAACAGCGUCAAGAAUGCCACUAACGAGGAUAAGAAACUCUUCAUGAACAUUGUCGACAGCAAGCAGCAGGCAAAGAAAAUCGAAUUCGACCCAUUUGUGGAAUCCCACGGCGGCGCAUACCUCUUCAUGCCGUCCUUGGACCUAUUGCGGGAAAUGGCUCACUAG